Molecule: messenger RNA, 672 nt
Organism: Penicillium chermesinum
Lineage: Eukaryota; Fungi; Ascomycota; Eurotiomycetes; Eurotiales; Aspergillaceae
Exons: 1
Coding region: 1-672 (223 amino acids)
Source: RefSeq, a predicted model, not a curated record
AUGAACUCUGAGGGCACUAACAAUAAUACAGACUUGAACCGCUCGGUUCUCAAAGAUCAGCCCACGACCAAGAGUCCGGAAGCUUCCAAGGACCGAUCUAUCAAGUCUGAAACAUCCACGCCUAUAAAAUCCGAGCCGGAAUCUCCCAAGGAAACAAGCUCUGCUAAGGCUGUUCUCAUCGAGCAGACUCCCGAGCAGAAGGAGGAGCACUACAAACGUCGUGAUGAGCUGAUCGCUAUGAUAGACCACGCUAUUACCAUCCAACUCGAGUCUGUUGGGCAGGCUCAGCAUUCAGUGGACUUCAUGUUGAAGACUUUGCCUUCUGAGCUCAAAGGCAUCUUGGAUGCAACUCAUAUCAAAGAGUCUGCAGAAGACAAUCUCCAGGACAUAAGCUUGAUGACCGCUUCCGUUGCUGAGACGUAUUCCAAAUGCUGCGAGAUCCUGCGACACACUCCUGGGGUAAAGGAACAGCUCACCAUGGCCAAAUGGGACUCUGAUGGCGACAUUACUCCAUACAUUGCAGUGAUCCAGAAAACUGGUCAGCUGUCAACCGACGCAUACGCUCUGUUUCGUGACCUUGCCAAGGUACUUGAUUUCUUGAGACCUGCGAAGGAGACCUUGCUUGCGCUUGUCCCCGCGGAGAAGCGAGAAUUUGUUCCUGAUCGUCUUUAA